CGGCCGCUCCAGCCGCCGUCAGUCGCCGCCGGGCCCUCGGCGGCGCUUGGUGCCGUCGCCGCCCCCGCGUGCGCCAUCGCCAUGCACAGGCAGACCGCCGAGGACCGAGUGUUCAUGCUGGCGGCCGCCGGUGCCAGCGCCACGGUGCUGCACCUGCAGUCGCUGCAGCCCGAUCCGUCAGAGGACGCCGUGCCGCGUGGCCGAGAGAUGGGUGACGCCACGGAGUUCCGUCACGAGCUGGCGCUGGGCGGUGACCAGAAGGCGCUCAGCCUGGCCUACCGGGAGCUGCGCGAUGUAUCAAACUUCGUGGCCGAUCAGCACGGCGCCAAUAUCAAUUACCUGGAUCUCAGUCACAACAAGAUCAGGAAUCUGCAGUUUCUGGUGCAGUUCGAGCGCCUGGCCACGCUGAUAUUGGACCACAACCGUGUGAUGUCGUACAGCUCGCUGCCGCCGAUGCCUCAUCUCACCACACUCUGGGUCAACCACAACAAGAUCAAGGAUCUACAGCCGUUCCUGCGGUCGUUGCGGUUCAACUGUCCGAACCUCAGGCACCUGAGUAUGAUCGGCAACCCGAGCGUGCCUUCGCUGGUGCGCGGAUCGUCACGCGGCAAUCUCCAUCGAUACAGGACCAUGGUGUUGAUGUACUUCCCGCGGCUGGUCAGUCUGGACCAGCAGAGGGUGCAGGCCUGGGAGCGACCCGACUCGGACACCCUCUGGGACAAGGUCACCUCUCCCCAGAACUGGCGACAGGUGCAGCGGAAGGUUUCCGUGACGGCCUCAGAUGUGGCCGAUAAGGUCUCCAGCACCGUCGGCCAGGGCUUCGACCGCGUGGCCACCUGGUGGGGGUCACAACGGACCGAGCCCGACGACACCCGGCAGCCCGUUCCGAGAAACGUGCCCGUCUGAAAUGACCUGUGGCUGAGUGCCCCUCGUCUGAGGCGACCUCCCAGUUCCUACUUACAUACGGUGCAUUGGGCGCCCUUCGUCGGAUGGCUGAGUUGCAACUGGCUGAUAUAUUUUCCGUCCCAUUUAACUCUCCUCUAGUGGAGGGGAAUGCCGGACGUUGCUCAAGUUCUGUUUGACAGACUUGCGCCAUGACAUUGGCUGUGUAAAGACCCGCCCUCAUGAUGUGUUAUGAUUCUGGAUAUUAAUCAAUCCUGGAGCUCCUGCAGUCCGUUGCGCUAAUUUCGUGGUGAUGGUCUGACAAAAGGCCCUUGGUGAUCAAAUGCUGGAUAAAUGGUCAUAUUUUGAUCGUCAGUAAGUGCAUGAAAUCCCCGCUGCCACUCUGCAUUGUGUGAUGUCUUGAACUUGAGAUAUAGUUGUUUGAAAAUCUA
This is a messenger RNA of Amphibalanus amphitrite, 1334 nucleotides long. RefSeq names its product leucine-rich melanocyte differentiation-associated protein-like. NCBI's taxonomy places the organism in Eukaryota, Metazoa, Arthropoda, Thecostraca, Balanomorpha, Balanidae. Gene Ontology annotation, molecular function: protein binding. Bases 82 to 906 code for a protein of 274 amino acids. The transcript has 8 exons. The record is from RefSeq and is a predicted model, not a curated record.